AUGCCCGCGGCUGAUAACAAGUUCGGCAUCGAGGUCGAUAGCGAGAACAAGGCGAUGUCCUUGAACAUCUUCUCGUUCAACCGACCCCACCACUUGUCUUUCCAUUGCUCGUGGAUCGCAUUCUUCGUCUCCUUCAUCUCCACCUUCGCUGCGGCGCCGAUGAUUCCGGUGAUCCGUGAAGAUUUGAACUUGAACAAGGCGCAGCUCGGUAACGCCGGUCUCGCCGCGGUCACCGGUGUGAUUCUGUGCCGCGUCAUGAUGGGCUCGGUGUGCGACAUCAUCGGACCGCGCCUUGGCAUGGCCUUCAUCCUCAUGUUCUCUGCACCGUUCUGCUUCGCCAUGUCCAUGGUCGAAACUUUCGAGGGAUUCUUGAUCUGCCGUCUGGGCAUCGGUCUCGGCCUCGCCACGUUCGUGUGCACCCAGUUCUGGAUGUCCAACAUGUUCAACCGCAAGUGCGUCGGUCUUGCCAAUGCCACCUCCGCUGGCUGGGGUAACUUGGGCGGCGGCGUCACCCAGUUCCUUAUGCCGGGCAUCUACGCCAUCUGCUUCGCUGGCUGCAGUAAGAAGGCUUUCCUCGCUUGGCGAUGGGCCUACAUUGUCCCGGGUCUCGCUCACGUCCUCACCGCCUUCCUGACCUUGGCGUACGGGCAAGACAUGCCGGACGGCAACUAUAAGCUCCUCACCACCUCUGGUGCCAUGGAGAAGAAGAAUGCGCUCAUGGUCAACUUGCUCGGCAUGAAGAACUACCGUAUGUGGGCCAUGGUCCUCACCUACGGUGCGUGCUUCGGCGUUGAACUCACGAUGAACAACAUCGUCGCCGGUUACUUGUUCGAUCAAUUCGGUGUCUCCCUCCAAGUCGCCGGUGUCUUGGCUUCGUGCUAUGGUCUGAUGAACAUCUUCGCCCGCUCCGUCGGCGGUAUUGUUUCAGAUUGGUCUUCCGAAAAGUUCGGCAUGCGUGGACGUCUUUGGACGUUGUGGAUCAUGCAAACCCUCGAAGGUGUCCUUUGCAUCUUCAUGGGUCUCUCAAAGAACAACCUCGGCGCCACCAUCGCUUUCAUGGUCGCCUUCUCCAUCUGCGUCCAAGCCUCCGAAGGCGCCUCCUACGGUAUUGUACCCUUCAUCUCCCGCCGUGCACUCGGCGUCGUCUCUGGUUUCAUCGGUGCCGGUGGUAACGCCGGUUCUACGAUCGUCACCGCCUUGUUCUUCACCAAGGACUCCAUCGAAACCCAUGAAGGUCUUGUCUACCUCGGCUACUACGUAAUCGCGGUGACGGCUCUGGUCAUCCCGAUUCACUUCCCGAUGUGGGGCUCCAUGCUCUUCCCGGCCUCGAAGGACGCCACAGAAGAAGAUUACUACAUGAGCGAGUUCUCUCCGGAGGAAGUUAAGGCUGGCGUCGCCGCACCUGUCCAAAAGUUCUGCGAGAACGCUCGCGCUGAGCGACCGAAGUGGAAGCGCGCGGAAACCGCUGUCUCUCCAUAA
Messenger RNA from Ostreococcus tauri, 1479 nucleotides. RefSeq names its product Major facilitator superfamily domain, general substrate transporter. Lineage: Eukaryota; Viridiplantae; Chlorophyta; Mamiellophyceae; Mamiellales; Bathycoccaceae. Gene Ontology annotation, molecular function: nitrate transmembrane transporter activity. Bases 1 to 1479 code for a protein of 492 amino acids. The transcript is spliced from 2 exons. The record is from RefSeq and is a predicted model, not a curated record. Gene Ontology annotation, biological process: transmembrane transport.